This is a messenger RNA of Alternaria infectoria, 954 nucleotides long. RefSeq lists its product as uncharacterized. Gene Ontology annotation, molecular function: iron ion binding; monooxygenase activity; oxidoreductase activity, acting on paired donors, with incorporation or reduction of molecular oxygen. The record is from RefSeq and is a predicted model, not a curated record. Bases 1 to 954 code for a protein of 317 amino acids. NCBI's taxonomy places the organism in Eukaryota, Fungi, Ascomycota, Dothideomycetes, Pleosporales, Pleosporaceae. The transcript is spliced from 2 exons.
AUGCAGGCUUGGACCUCAAUGCACAAGUUCAGCAAGCAGUAUGGCGGGCUGUUCGCAUGUACACUUGGGGGCGAAACGCACAUCUGGGUCGCAAGAGAAGAUGUUGCGCAAGACUUGAUGGUCAAGAAUGCUGAGCUGAGUUCGGCGAGGGCAGAUAUUGGGUCUUUCCCAGGGGUGACACAGGACUUUUUGUACUUGCCUCUGCUCGGGUACACAGAUCACUUCCACCGUCAAAAACGAUUCGCAAACGCAAUGAUGACCCGCGCAGCUAAGAACCAAUACUACGGUCACAUCCAGCUUGAGAUGAAGCGCUUUAUGCACGAGCUCUCCCGAAAGCCAGAAGACUUCUUCACUCUUACCCAUCUCUUCUGCGCUAGAAUCAGCUCUCGCCUCGCGUAUGGCACUGCCGAUCGUUCAAUAGAGCACAUGAUCAACGCCGGCGCCUUCAUCUCCCAACUUGGCCCUUCUGGGCCCAUACCUAAUCUCAUGCCGUUCCUAAGAUACUUCCCUGAGUGGAUGGCGCCGGGUCAGCGCGGAGUGCGAGAACGUCGAGAAAAGGAAGCAGCGCUGUGGAAGGACGCAUUCGAUCUGGCAAAGGCAUCCAAAGAUAAGGCAAUUUACACCACCGCAAGCUUGGCUACCAAAGCUAUUGGCUCCGAUACCGACCCUCUCUUCGCUGACGAGGAGGAGGCCAAGGCUGCAGUUGGCAUGCUCUGCACUGUCGCGAUCUAUACUAUUGGCGGACCGGCGACGCUAUUCGUCAUGGCUAUGAUUUUGCAUCCGGAAUGGCAAGACAAAGUGCGUCAGCAGAUUGAUAAGGUAGUUGGAAAGGAUGAGAUGGUGGACUUUAAGCAUAGUCCGCAGUUGCCAAUUUUAAGGGCAGCUAUCAAGGAAUGUGUGAGAUGGAAGAGUACUGUACCACUCGGUAAGUUCCUUCUUUCCUCUUUAUCCUAG